ACCACCACGACAACAUGAAAAUUAUUAUCCUUCAUCUGACCUGCCUCCUUUGGACAAACAACCACAUCAGGCUUUAUCAGCAUAUGGUAGAGAGGCUCCAAUGGGUGUCCAUUCUUCAUCUAAUGUGCCGCAGCAAGCACCAGUCAUUACACAGGUCACACAACACAUGCAAAUUCCACUAUCCUAUGCUGAUGCAGUGAUUGGGACAGCUGGUGCAAGUAUAAGCUAUAUACGACGUGCCAGUGGGGCAACCAUUACAAUACAGGAAACAAGGGGUGUGCCUGGGGAAAUGACCGUAGAGAUUAAUGGAUCUGCUUCUCAAGUACAGGCAGCACAACAGUUGAUACAGAAUUUCAUGGCUGAAGCUGCAGGUCCUACACAGAACUCCAGUUGGCGGCACAACUGACCAAGGUUAUAAUUCAUAUCCACCCCAUGGUUCCAUGUAUGCAUCUCCCCCAUCCAAUAAUACAGGGCCUGCAGGGCAGACUGCUGCAGGUUAUGGUUCAGUCUAUGGCACCAACUAUGGGUAUUAGGCUGGGCAAGACGUAAUCCUUCGAUCAUCGGUGAGAAAGAUAAAGCUUAGCCAGACUCACCUGGUAAAGUUGUAGGGAGGCAGUUGUACUUCUGUACUGAAAUGUUGCGCUUUGGCUGUCUGCUUUACAAUUAGUUAGAGGUUAAUAUUGGUAGGUUUCAUUUGUACAAUAGGCAAACCUUUUGGGGGGGUGGGGGGGUGAGCCCAUCUCGGCUUUCAAGAUUUUUGUUUCUUCAUUAACUUUGUAGCUGCUCUUCCCCUUCCGGUUAUUGAGACCCUGAUUCUUGUGUAGUGAUCCCUUGGGUGGUGGUGCUAUGCUAUGCCUGCAUUUUAUUUUGUUUUCCCGUGCUUUGGAAUGAUUUGUGACGUACCUGAAAUUAGUGAACUUUGAUCCUUACUUAAAAUGCCGUUUUUAAGAGCAAUUUUAGUGAAAAUAUUCCUCCUGUAACUUUC
Molecule: messenger RNA, 985 nt
Organism: Nelumbo nucifera (sacred lotus)
Lineage: Eukaryota; Viridiplantae; Streptophyta; Magnoliopsida; Proteales; Nelumbonaceae
Source: RefSeq, a predicted model, not a curated record